UGAGAUGUUCACACAGGAGAAAAGGAGGGGAGGAAGGGAAUUUAGGAGGUGGGGAAAGGGAGUUUAGGAGUGGCGUUCACAUUUUGAGUUUAUUCCUCUUGAUGUCCCCAUCCUGAACUGUGAUGACGGUGGUGGUGGCUCAUUUCUAGCUAUCAUGAGUGUUGUUUUGAUGUAAACAAGUGGACAAAAUGUGUUUGAGGCAGCUGUGGAAGUAAACGCUGGAUGAGGAUGAGUAAAGUCAAAGUGGAGGAGAGCAUCAUGUCUUACCUGUCACAGAGUGAGACUGACACCAGCACCAAAGACUUGAAUGUAGUGGCCAUGCUCCAUAACUUCUGGGAGCAGAGGCAGAUGAGCCAGUCGAACGGCUCCUCCAGUGAGUCCAACGGUUCUGUUGGGGAUGCAGCCGUCCAGACAGAGAGCUUGCUGCUGUACGAGUCUGCACCGUCCCCUGGUCCCCCGUACAUCUGCUAUGUCACCCUGCCGGGAGGAAGCUGCUUUGGCAACUAUAAGGUGUGUGAGACUCAGGCAGAAGCUCGGAGGGACGCAGCUCGCGUCGCGCUCAUGAACUCUCUUGUGAACGAGCUGCCGUGUCGACGCAUCAACCCCCAGUUCAUCACUCAGAGUUUGCAGCAGGCGGCCACAGAUAGUGCUGUCUCUGUAGAAGAUGCAUGUGACUCGAGCACCAGUAUAGGAACCUACAGUUUGCUGCUCCACUCCUACAUAGGAAGAACCAUGCUGGAGUUCCAGGAGAUGAUGACAAUUUUCCAGCUGUUGCACUGGAACGGGACACUGAAGGCUCUGAGGGAACGACAGUGCUCUCGACAGAGUGUGAUUAACUAUUACUCUCAGCGAGGACUUGGUGAGUACAUGCGCAGCAGUUUGGCUCUGGACUGGCUCGGACGGGAGCAGAGGACACCAGGGCGACUCGGGGAAGAGCUGCAGGUGGCACAAAGGGAGUUGGUGUUGGCCCGACGUCGAGGCAUAGAGCUGCGCUUCUACAAGGAAAAGACAGAGAUCCUUAGCUUGGCUCUGAGUCAAGCAUACAUUCACCACACACCUGAGGCCUUCAGCCAAGCAUCGAGUCACACAUACAAGCAAGAACAACUUCCUUUACACACAUUUUACAGCCAGGACACAGAAGUCCAGAUAACCCCACCCUGCAGUCCUUCACCAACCUUUCAUAAACGCACAAAGUCAACAGUCCGUCAAACCUCUGGCAAACACAUUUCCUCCGACAGUUCUUCACCAUGCUCAGAGCAGAUGUUUACGCCUUUAAAUAACUUUGAAUAGACUGAAGCAGAAGGUAGAGGCUGGAUAAUAAAAGUGUGAGGGCAAAACAUAUCAAACAUGCUCAUGGUCUUCAGGAUUUCUGUAAACAUAAGAGCACUGUAAUCAUGAGUAUAUUAACAAUGCUCUAACCUUAUUAACACUCUUUUGUGACUAUAGGACUUUAAGAUGUGUGUAGUGUAUUUACAGCACAUGGAAUGAAACAUUCAUUGAUUUAAAUCAAUUAGCAGGAAAUGUGGUUGAAUAGUAGCAGUGACCAUUUAUCUAUUUUUGUAUGAAGAGCACUCGACUGCCUUUGCUUUUGUGUAUGUUGAAUUAUAAUGUCUUUUUGAGAGGUAUACUAGGUAUACUAUGGUACGCAGUGUCACUUGUAACUUAAAAUACAGGAAUUAUUUAAAUACGUUAGUGUAUAAACUGCUUCACUGGCAACUCUGUACUCCUCCAUGCCUCACUUGUCCUUCCCCCUCCUCUGUCCAUCAUGUUAGUCUGGUUUGUAUGAUGGUAGAUUGAUAUAUGAUAGGGGAUGGUUGGUCAGGUCCACUGCUGAUAUAAUUAUGAUAGCCAGCACUUACUAUGCUCUUCGUGAUAAGAUGCAUACAGGAGAGCAAGAGCAUUGAAUUAUCUUAAGUUUGAUUUAGUUGUAAAUUGACUUGUAUAUGUUAUAUAGCACCUUUCUGAUUUACAGACAACUCAAAGAGCUUUUUACAACACACACACACAUACGCUGACGGUGCAAGGUGCCAACUACACAUCAGGAGUGAUACAGCACUUUUCAUUUGAAGGAUCACCUGUACACACACAUUCACACACUGAUGGGAGCUUCAUCAGGGUUCAUUAUCUGCUCAAGGCUACUUCGACUAGACCGAGGUAGCUGGGAAUUGAACCUACAACCCUCUGAUUACUACUGUACCACCUGAACCACAGCCAUAAGUGAAUGCAUUUUAAAGGGGAAAUGUUUUA
Messenger RNA from Larimichthys crocea (large yellow croaker), 2247 nucleotides. RefSeq names its product protein limb expression 1. The record is from RefSeq and is a predicted model, not a curated record. The transcript is spliced from 6 exons. Gene Ontology annotation, cellular component: cytoplasm. Lineage: Eukaryota; Metazoa; Chordata; Actinopteri; Sciaenidae. Gene Ontology annotation, biological process: autophagosome maturation. Bases 223 to 1290 code for a protein of 355 amino acids.